UAACACCUGCGUCUUCGACCUCCUCUUUCUUCCUUAUCUCUGCAACUCAAUCGCAUUCUCCAAUUAUUUCUCUCUGAUCAAAACCCAUCAAAUUCCUCCUCUUCUUGUUCUCAAAGAUUUACAAUAUGGCCCUCGAAACUUUGCUAAUUAAGGUAAAGACGGCGAUAUCCAGCAGUUUUGAUGUGGUACGACCGUCAGCACCGAAGCCGAAGCUACUCAAGAAGACCAACAACGUCGGCGUUUUGGCGUUCGAGAUCGCCGGCCUGAUGUCGAAGCUCCUCCACCUAUGGCAAGCGCUGUCGGACAAGAAUAUGGUCCGACUCCGGAACGAGUCAAUCUCGCUGGAGGGAGUCCAGAAGAUUGUCUCCGACGACGAAGCUUUCCUCCUCGGCCUCGCUUGCGCGGAGCUGGCGGAGAAUCUCCGGCUCGUCGCGAAGUCGGUCUCCAGAAUAACCAAGAAAUGCGACGACCCGAAUCUCCAGCGGUUCGAACAGUUGUUCGACGAGUUCGCCAACUGGGGCCCCGACCCGCACGGCUGGGUUUUAAGCUUGAAAGAAAUGGAAGCCAGAAUGAAGAAGAUGGACAGACACGUCACCGUCACGGCCACUCUGUAUAGAGAAAUGGACGAGCUAUCUGUAAUGGAAAGCGGGUUAAGCAAAUCUCUGAAAUGUAAGGAAAAGGAGUCAACGAUUUGCGACCUCCAGCAGAAGCUUUUCUGGCAACGGCAGGAGGUGAAGUAUCUGAAAGAGCGAUCGCUAUGGAAUCGAAGCUUUGAUGCUGUCGCUUCCAUGCUUGCACGCUCUACUUUCACUGUCCUGGCAAGAAUCAAACAGGUGUUCGGCAUAGGACAAUUUCCACUUUCUCUGACUCGCAGCCUUUCAGCUUCGGCGGCCGUGCACCCAUUAAUGAAGAGCUCGAAACUUGAGGAAAAGUCGAAAGAAUUGGGUGAUGGGUUUUUCGAGACCAACUCCAAGCUCCUAAACCCGCCUGCAACGACGUUGAGCGCCGCCGCUUUAGCGCUGCACUACGCGAAUUUGAUAAUCGUGAUGGAGAAGAUGAUCAAGUCGCCGCAAUUGGUCGGCGUGGACGCGAGGGAUGAUCUUUACGCGAUGUUACCAUGUAGCAUACGAUCCUUGCUGCGGGCGAGGUUGAAGGGAUCCGCGGGAUUCUCGGCGAGCGAUCCGGUGCUUGCCGGGGAGUGGAGGGAGGCUUUGGGAAGGAUCUUGGGGUGGUUGUCGCCGUUAGCGCAUAAUAUGAUAAAAUGGCAGAGUGAGAGGAGCUUUGAGCAGCAAAAUUUGGUGCCCAAAACGAACGUGCUGCUUCUGCAGACGCUGUUUUUCGCCAACAAGGAGAAGACGGAGGCCGCCAUUGCUGAGCUUUUAGUGGGUCUGAAUUACAUUUGGAGGUUCGAGAGGGAGAUGACUGCUAAGGCCUUGUUUGAAUCCGCCAACUUCAAUGGGAUCUUGAAUGUGAAGAAAUCAAGCUAAGGAGAUGGCUUUUCAAUUUCCUUCCUUUUUUUCUUUUUUUUUUUUUUUUUUUUAUUGGGUUAUAAUUUUGUUAAUUUCUGAUAUUUUAUCAUGGUUGAUUUUAGUUUAAACUGAGUCGUUUCAGAUGGAUCUUUUAAGGGUUUGUUUUGCUUUUAACCCUGAUCUGUAUAUGGUAAUACAAAUGUAUGUAAAUGAUCAUAUGAUGAUUUUGAGUAAUA
Corylus avellana is the source of this 1705-nucleotide messenger RNA. RefSeq names its product protein PSK SIMULATOR 1. The record is from RefSeq and is a predicted model, not a curated record. Gene Ontology annotation, biological process: positive regulation of growth. Lineage: Eukaryota; Viridiplantae; Streptophyta; Magnoliopsida; Fagales; Betulaceae.